Messenger RNA from Plasmodium cynomolgi strain B, 546 nucleotides. RefSeq lists its product as hypothetical. NCBI's taxonomy places the organism in Eukaryota, Apicomplexa, Aconoidasida, Haemosporida, Plasmodiidae. The transcript has a single exon. The annotation marks the transcript as partial. The record is from RefSeq and is a predicted model, not a curated record.
GUAUAUUUUUAAUAGAGCUAUCGCAAUGAAAGUUAAAAAGGUUUAUACUAUAGAAUACCAUGUAACGCGUAAAUUUUUGCGUGAUUUAUUAAAUAGUUCUAAUAAUGAAGAGAGGUUAGGAAGACGGAGAAAUGAGUGUGCUAUAGUAUCAGAUUUAGUUAAACAUUAUGGACGUGUCUAUGGAAUUAAUUUUUCUAAUAUAAUUUUAUUAGAUAAUACUGUAAAUCGCGUACGCAAACGUAUAAAUUAUUUCCUUCAGCGUGAAACAUUAACAGAAACACAUUACUAUAGGAUUAAAUCAUACUUGAUUAAGGAAAUAACGGUUCUUUAUGAUUUUUGCCAAAAAAUAGAUCUAGUAAUGGCAUUAUGUAAAUACCUAAAUGUUAUACCGCAUGCAAGAGGUGUUAGAUUUUAUGUUGACCUAUCAGUAUCUAAGAAAUUGCUGUUAAAUAGAGAACAAUAUUCUCCUGUUAUUGCUAUGGUUAAUAUGCUCUUGGAGGAUGCACUUAAUCGCAUAAAUUUUAAUUUUUACUCGGAUUCUUCUUG